CAGCCCUGUGACGUCACACCGCAAAGCAUGCUGGGAGAGGAAAACUCCAGGAACCUGAGGGAAAGAGGAAGUUCUGCUGGAAACGUCCUGUAAAGAGGCUCUGAUGUCCGGACAGCGGGAGGGAGAGCCCCGGCAUGAGGAGCAGGUUCCUGUGAUAUAGGAUUGUCCGAUGACAUCAUCAGUACCAGAUAAUGGACGGAGACGGGGACAAGAUGGCGGAGAGGAUAUUAGAUCUUACCCUGGAGAUACUCCUCCUGCUUACUGGAGAGGAUUAUUCCACGGUGAAGAAGACGUCUAGUAAUCUGAUACAUGAGAAGAACAAUGAGAAGAUCCUAGAAGUCGUCCACAAGAUGAUGGAGCUGCUGACUGGAGAGGUUCCUGUAAGGUGUCAGGAUGUCGCUGUCUAUUUCUCCAUGGUUGAGUGGGAGUAUUUAGAAGGACACAAGGGUCUGUACAAGGAGGUCAAGAUGGAGGAGGACCAGCCCCUCAUAUCUCCAGAGAGAUCCAGUCAGAGGACAACACCAGAGAGAUGUCCCCGUCCUCUCCUUCCACAGGAUGGUCAGAUUGUGAAAGAGAAAACACCCCCUUCAAUUCCAGAGUGGCUAAAGAAAAUGCACACACUGCACAACUUUGAGAAGUGAAGACUAUUGAGAGAAGAUAAGUUACACCACUACCAUACAACAUGGGAUCUUUGGAACUCAUUUGUUAAAAGUGACUUCAUCUUAAACCUACUUUGAUUAACUCCAGAUAUUAAGUCUGUAUACCGAUGAGUCAAGCUCACAUUUUGAGCCCUGAUAGCCCCCCCAGCCUUAAUUUCUCUUACCCUCCCCCAGUUAUCUAUGUUUUAUACAUUAAAGGGCACGCGGCAUACACAUGGUUACAAUAAUCAUAUAAGCUGAAGUAUAGAUCGCUCUAUGAUCUUAUUUUCAAAGUCUCGAGUUUGUUAAUAAAGACUUGGGUCCUUACUAGCUUGAUAAUAAAGAGUAUCUCAAGAUUUCAUAUUUCUGUAAUUUGAUAAUACAAUUGUGUGAAUAAUUACCUUUUAUAUACUAAGCAUAACUAUUAUUGUUGAGUAUAUUAUAAUUUUAAUUUCAGGUCUUGAGUUUAUUAAUAAAGACUACGGUCCUUACCGGUUUGAUCAUAAAGAGUUUCUCUGUCAUUUGCUAAC
Molecule: messenger RNA, 1168 nt
Organism: Bufo gargarizans (Asiatic toad)
Lineage: Eukaryota; Metazoa; Chordata; Amphibia; Anura; Bufonidae
Product: gastrula zinc finger protein XlCGF66.1-like
Exons: 6
Coding region: 192-641 (149 amino acids)
Biological process (GO): regulation of DNA-templated transcription
Source: RefSeq, a predicted model, not a curated record